GCGUCCUAACGUGACAAACUCCUAGUAAGCGGAUCGAGGAAUGGAAAUGCGAUAGAGUAGGCUAAACUAGUGUACACUAACCUCGAAAAUCGUUAAUUCUGACGAAAAUAACUUUAUCUCAGUCUGAUCAUGUUAUACACAAGGAAUUGUUUAUAAAUCAGCUGGUCUGAGUUAGUGUCUAAACUAUUGUCAGAGAUAGCCUCUCAGCUUAAACGGAUGACAGCCUACGUCUGGAGAUUGUUGUCGCCAUAUGGUCAGUGAAACGCCAUUAGCUUAACGUUACAUUAGCCGACAACAUGGAGGAUAUAAGGCCGCCGUCCCCUCUACUUCAUCUGGAUCUCAAUAAUUUUGACAGACCUGAUGCAGAAAGUUGCAGAUAUGUGCUUACUAGUCCCCGCUCAUUGGAAUCAUGCUCCAAAUUGGGCAUCAAACCAGUUGAUCUCUUGUUUAAGCCCCUUUCUGAGUUCGUGGAGAAAAACAAAGACAUGCCAUUGGGAGCCACCACGAAAUUGUACGAGGCUCACGAAAAACAACGAGUUCGACUCCUGCGCCUCUGUCGAGAGGAGCGAGAGAGGAUUAUAGAGGAGGGUAAAGGUAUUGGGGCGUCCUUAAAACAGUUUCCUGCCCUUGAAACAGUUCUUGAGCAUAUGACUGACAGCCAAAGCACAGAGACUAAGAGUAGAAACACCAUUGAAACACAGAGAAAGCUGGAAAAUAAGUUAGUUGGGAUUAGUUUGGGCCGUCGGAGGUCUGUGAGUUUCAGUGAAACAACCUCCUCUUUAGCCACUGGUGACCCCUUGGUCCAAUUCCCAACUUACGAUGGCAGGCUCCUCAGUGCCCGCAGCCAGAUUGGCAGCAGCAACCUGAGCCUGGGAGACCUACGACACUCUCCUGCCACCGAGAGGCAGCUGGAGAGACUCACCCGGGACAUUCAGAAGAAGAUGAGCAUCACGGUGCCAGAGAAGGACCGCAAAAUCGCAGCCCUGAUGCUGGUCAAGCAUGAGGACGAACAGGUGCGGCAGCGGCUGAGCGUCUGGGAGGAGCGGCAGCGCCGCGAGGAGCAGAAGCAGGAGGAGGUGCGGCGUCUCCGCAGCGAGCGCCUGAAGAGGAAGGAGCUCCUGCGGAGCAUCCGGCGCUGGCAGGAGGACCUGGAGGUGCGGCGGCAGUUGCGGGAGCGGCAGGAGGAAGAGCAGGUUGGGGUGCGCGAACAGGAGAUGGCCCUGCACGAGGAGCGCUGGAGGAGGCUCGCCGAGGAGCAGGAGACGAGGCGGAUGGAACGCGCGGAGGAGGCACGCCGCGAGGCCGAGGAUCGCAAGCGCUCGCAGGAGCGUCUGCUCCAUGACAAGGAGCGUGAGGAGCUGGAGGAGCGCGAGCGCGAGCGGCGCCUGGCCCAGCGCAAGGAGCAGCGCGCCCGCCGCAGCCGCAGGACCCAGGAGCGCCGCGAGCGCCGCCGUCUCCGCCAGGAGAACUGUCGUGAGGAGCUGCGCCACGUGCUCCUCAGCAGGGAGGCGCAGGAGCAGACGCGAGCGAUAGAGGACGCCAAGCGGCGGAUGCUGGAGCAGAAGCUCAUACGCUCGGGUCAGAACCGGGCCCAGGUGCUGGACGCUCGUCUGCAGGAGCUCCAGCGCCGCGCUGCCCGCGAGGACGAGCAGAUUCGCCAGGCGCAGCUGCGCGCCGGCUGGCAGAGCCGCCAGAGGCUGCAGGAAAAGCACAUCCUGGCACAACUGGGGCAGCAGCGUCUGGAACAGGCAGAGCAGCGGGCACGACUGCAGCUGGCCAGUCGAGUCCAGCUGCUCCGCCAGGAGAACCGCCGCAAGGAGCUCUCGCACCAGCAGCUGCGCGAGGAAGCGGAGCGUCAGGAGGAGGCCGAGAGGGAGCUGCGUCUCCGUGCGGCCGAGCUGAAGGACCGGCGCUGCGAGAUGCUGCAGAGGGAGCGGGAGGAGCAGCUGAGGGAGAGCCGGCGGGUGGCGCAGGCCUCCUUCCACAUGAGGGAGCGCGUGCGCGAGCAGACAAGCAGCCGCACCUUCAACAAGAUGGCACUGGAGGCCCAGCUCUUCACCAGCCUGGGCAAAUUGAAGAUGUGAAAUGUCAACCCCAAGACCAGCUCCCUAUCACUGACCAUACUAUUGCCUACACUCUCUCAGAGUACAGACAUGCUUGAACACUUCAACAACAAGAGUUAUAGCACUUAAACACUUAAACAAGACUCUUAGACUAAAAUAAGAAACUGUUAUUCAUAAGAGCAGCCA
This is a messenger RNA of Alosa sapidissima (American shad), 2249 nucleotides long. RefSeq names its product coiled-coil domain-containing protein 177. Bases 297 to 2084 code for a protein of 595 amino acids. NCBI's taxonomy places the organism in Eukaryota, Metazoa, Chordata, Actinopteri, Clupeiformes, Clupeidae. The record is from RefSeq and is a predicted model, not a curated record. The transcript has a single exon.